CUCGCGCUGCAGGAGAGGACGGCAGGAAGGAUGGCGGGAGGACGGCGGGGUCUCGUGGCCCCUCAGAACACGUUCCUGGAGAACAUCGUCCGCCGGUCCAACGACACCAACUUUGUUCUGGGCAACGCGCAGAUCGUAGACUGGCCGAUCGUCUACAGCAAUGAUGGCUUCUGCAAACUGUCCGGCUACCACCGAGCCGAGGUCAUGCAGAAGAGCAGCACCUGCAGCUUCAUGUAUGGAGAGCUGACGGACAAGGAGAUGAGCGAGAAGGUCCGACAGACCUUCGAGAGCUACGAGAUGAACUCCUUUGAGAUUCUGAUGUACAAGAAAAACCGGAUGCCGGUCUGGUUUUUCGUGAAGAUCGCUCCGAUCAGAAACGAGCAGGACAAAGUCGUCCUGUUCCUCUGCACCUUCAGCGACAUCACCGCCUUCAAGCAACCAAUCGAGGACGACUCUUCAAAAGGUUGGGGUAAAUUUGCUCGUCUGACUCGAGCGUUAACGAGCAGUCGAGGAGUUCUCCAGCAGCUCGCUCCGGCCGUCCAUAAAGGAGAGAACGUCCACAAGCACUCGCGGCUGGCAGAGGUUCUCCAGCUGGGCUCAGACAUCUUGCCUCAGUACAAACAGGAAACGCCGAAGACGCCGCCGCACAUCAUCCUGCACUACUGCCUCUUCAAGACCACGUGGGACUGGGUCAUCCUCAUCCUCACUUUCUACACCGCCAUCAUGGUGCCGUACAACGUCUCCUUCAAGACCAAGCAGAACAACGUCACCUGGCUGGUGGUGGACAGCAUCGUGGACGUCAUCUUUCUCGUCGACAUCGUCCUCAACUUCCACACCACCUUCGUCGGGCCGGCCGGAGAGGUCAUCUCUGACCCCAAACUCAUCCGCAUGAACUACGUCAAGACCUGGUUCGUCAUCGACCUGCUGUCCUGCCUGCCUUACGACGUCAUCAACGCCUUCGAGAAUGUCGACGAGGGGAUCAGCAGUCUCUUCAGCUCUCUCAAAGUGGUCCGCCUGCUGCGUUUGGGUCGGGUUGCCAGGAAGCUGGACCACUACAUCGAGUACGGGGCCGCGGUGCUGGUCUUACUGGUGUGUGUGUUCGGCCUGGCGGCCCAUUGGCUGGCCUGUAUCUGGUACAGCAUCGGAGACUACGAGGUGAUCGACGAGGACACCAACACGGUGAGGAUGGACAGCUGGCUGUACCUGCUGGGCGAGACGGUGGGGACGCCGUACAGGUUCAACGCCUCGGGCUCGGGCCGCUGGGAGGGCGGGCCCAGCAAAGACUCGGUCUACAUCACCUCGCUCUACUUCACCAUGACCAGUCUGACCAGCAUCGGCUUCGGAAACAUCGCACCGAACACAGACGGAGAGAAGAUCUUCGCCGUGGCCAUGAUGAUGAUCGGAUCGCUGCUGUACGCCACCAUCUUCGGUAACGUCACCACCAUCUUCCAGCAGAUGUACGCCAACACCAACCGCUACCACGAGAUGCUCAACAGCGUCAGAGACUUCCUCAAACUCUACCAGGUGCCCAAAGGCCUCAGCGAGAGGGUGAUGGACUACAUCGUGUCCACCUGGUCCAUGUCCCGAGGCAUCGACACCGACAAGGUGCUGCAGAUUUGUCCCAAGGACAUGCGGGCGGACAUCUGCGUCCACCUCAACAGGAAGGUGUUUAAGGAACACCCGGCGUUCCGGCUGGCCAGCGACGGCUGCCUGCGCGCCCUCGCCAUGGAGUUCCAGACCGUCCACAGCGCGCCGGGCGACCUCAUCUACCACGCCGGAGAGAGCGUGGACAGCCUCUGCUUCGUGGUGUCGGGGUCACUGGAGGUCAUCCAGGACGACGAGGUGGUGGCCAUUCUAGGUAAAGGCGACGUGUUCGGCGACGUCUUCUGGAAGGAGAUGACGUUGGCUCAGUCCUGCGCCAACGUCCGAGCGCUGACCUACUGCGACCUCCACAUCAUCAAACGGGACGCGCUGCAGAAGGUCCUGGAGUUUUACUCCAACUUCGCAAACCACUUCGCCAGAAACCUGGUCCUCACCUACAACCUGAGGAAGCGGAUUGUCUUCCGGAAGAUCAGCGAUGUGAAACGUGAGGAGGAGGAGGCGUUGAAGAGGAAGAACGAGGCUCCUCUGAAUCUCCCACCAGACCACCCAGUCCGACGACUCUUCCAGCGUUUCCGACAGCAGAAGGAGGCCCGACUUGCCGCCGAGCGGGUCAGUCCUAGUUCCAGUGAUGUGGAAAAAGGUGUGGAUCACCUAGAGCAGCCCAAAGGCCCAGAGGUCCUGGCCUCCACCAGUAUCGUCAUGGUGACCGAGAGCCCCGCCACACCCGCCUCCUCCUCAGCAUCCACCGCAUCCUCUUCAUCCAGGACCUCCAGCCGAGUCAUGCUCCACACCCCUGCCAUCCAAAACGGAAACCUGACCGGUUGCAAAUCUGCAGAGCCACCCAAAGCCAAAGGCUGGGGACGAUUCAAGGAGGCGGUCGUGAAGGCCGAUUCAUGGAGCAGCGUCUCCAAGGCUGAGUCCAUGGAGACGCUGCCCGAUAGAACUAAGUCUCAUGACGAGAUGUCCCUCAAGAAAACCGACUCCUGCGACAGCGGCAUCACAAAGAGCGACCUCCGAUUGGACAAUGUCGGCGACGCCAGGACGCCACAGGAGAGGAGUCCAGUUCAGUCUGAGGAGAAGAGGGUCUUCUGUCCAAUACCAGAGCAGAGCAUGCAAGCCUCUUUCCUCGAGCUGAAACAAGAAUUACGAGGAGACAUCAGAUCUCUGAACAGCCGCAUGGCAGCGCUGGAGGGUCAGUUAGCCGAGAUGCUUCGACUUCUCAAAUCCAGGAAGUCGUCGGGCUCCUUCUUCGAGAUCUCCCGGCCGCCCUCCCCCGACUCUGAUAAGGACAGCUUCUCGUAAACUGAACAUGGAAUUAGUCCGUGAGAGUCAAACUUGAACGAUUCAGCCUCCGGAUGUCAGAGAAGAGCUCCUGACGGCAGUGUGAGGCUGUGCUCAUGGUUGUCAAUGACGACGUCACACAGAAGACAAAAGCACUUUGGUUCGUUCGUAGCAUCACUCUGCUGUUCGAGACGUUACAGACUGAAAUGACGUCGAACUAGAACGAGGAUAAGUCUUAUAAGUUUUGCUUUGAUGAGAGAUUAUAGACAGAGUCAGUCACAAUGGCACCUUUGGUCCCCAGGAGGGUUUGUAGCCUGCAGACCUUAACGAGAUAUCGGCAAUAAUAACAGAAGGCUUUAAAGUUGUUGUUUUGAACAGGACUUAGACACUGUGAUGUGGUGACUUUGAUGAAGUCUGGUCCACAAAGUCUGUUUAGCUGCUCAGAGCCUCUCGAUACUGAAGGGUCCACUCUCAUUGGCUGUCUGCACUCUCAAUCAAAAGUUUUAUGCACCGCAAAAUGUUUUUAAUCAAGUCUGCUAGACUGCUCGGAUCAAAGAGAGACGUACCAGUGUUCGCAAAUGAAAGUCAGGAUAGAUGUUAAUGUUAAUGUACGUGAGGAUGACGACUACAAUCUACUGUAAAAAGCCAAUUUGAUUUCACAGAUUCCCAAACUUUUAAAACUCACUGGGCUCCAUGAUUUCACUGCUGCACAUCAUCGUAUCAAAGCCACACUAUGUGAUUGAGCAUCAGUCAAAAGACAGCCUUUCAGUCCAAGCAGGAGGCUGCUGAACUGGUUAAAGAACAUUGUGGACCAGAUCUUUCAGCUGAUGGUGGGAAAUGGUUUUGCUCGGUGUGACGUGCUAAAUGACAUUAGCGCCAUUUUAGAGAAAAGAUGUCACCACCUUCAUGCAGACUAAAACACUGUGUGCACGGACUUCAGGGAGAGGUCUUUGAUGAUUGGAAUCAGCAGCGUUUAUAUGAAUGAAUGUGAAGGAUUUAAAGUGACAGAGUGAAAAUGAGGCCGUACAUGUUUCUGAUGUUGAUGUUUCUGCACAGAGCUUUAUUUUUAAUUUAGUUUUUUAUAGAUUUGCAUGUUUUGAAGUUGAUGAGUCUCCAGCUAUGGAUGGAGAAUCAUAUCUAACACCUCCAAAUUCAAACACAAUAAUAAUGUGAUUUCUUCAAUUUAAAAGAACAGGAUGCUUAUGAUUCUGAUGGUUGCCUGAAUGCAUUUGAAUUUGGACUCACGGUACAUAUACUCCUUUAUUCAGGUGUUUUUAAGAAAUGGUUAAUGUUAUUUAAGAUUAUAAAGUAUUUAGUUCCACCAGGUAUGAAUUUAGGAUCUGUAUCUGGAUAUAUGACCACAGGCCUUUUACCUGGUAUUAAGCAGCAUUAUCAUUGUCUCCAUCUUUGGCAGGAAGGGUUGGCGGACUUUUCAGCAAACAGGGCACAUCUAGGUUCAAGGGAAGUGAUGCCAAAUACUCUAAAGGGACGACUGUGUGUAUGUAAGUUGAGGGUCAUCCAUAUUAACAUGUGUUUUCCCUGAUCCAGAUCAGAUCUUGACACAGAUCUCGUUCUAAUACCAGGUGGAAACAGGAUAUCAUAGGUACCAUAUAUCUUGGAGUCCUCUAUCAGCAAACAAAACCAGUUCGUUGGUUUUAGUUUUUGGUCUGUGUGGUCUGCCUGUUUCAUUUCCAGUUGUUUUUGAGUACAACUGCUGGAGCACACGUGGUCGCACCGGAUGCUUACACUUUAAACAAUAAUGUUACUGUCAGGCUCGAACACUGCAGCCUGUCCUCAGACACUAGGCUCAAGGGUUCAUUAUCUGAAAUAAGUGGCUGCAAAACCCAACUGACAAUUAGCUUCUUUUUCUCAUCCUCCUUUGUUCGUUUUUGUUCAGAUUUCACUAACGAUUAAAGCUGCAUUGACUCAUAUUUAACCACUAGGGGGCAGAAAGUCUCCAAAAACAAAGAAAGUGUCUUUAUGUGUUAGACAGCAGGUCACCAGUGUGUUUUGGUCAUUGUAGGUAGGUGUUUGAGGUGCAGCUUGGUCAGUGCCUCCUCUGGGAGAGAUGUUGUACCUCUCCUCAGAUUAUUGCCUCUUUCUUGUGGCUUUGAGUCUCCUUCAUCAGUGUCCACUGGUUGAGGACGUUGAUUCCUUUCCAGAAGUCGCUGGUUGUGUCUCUGACCCUUCAGAGACGACUUGUAGCAACUAAACCACCGUCAGCGCAAACAUGAUGAGGAAUACGCAAAGGUGAAAUGAUGAACUGAGGUGUUCUCUGCGUUUUCACCUCUGGACAAACGUCCACAGGAUAGCGACAGCAGCGACUGUUGAUCCAUCGUCUGGUGUCAUUUGUUUACCAACCACAACACGUUUGUUGCCCCUGGUUGACAGAUUGUGUUGUAAUGGAGCAGACGUAAUGUCCUGUUGUAGCUGCAGGUCACAACAGCCAAUAGACGAGUUGUAAGUGGCUCAGCGCCGAUCCCUCCAUGUUGUUUUUGGAGUCUACCAGAGGUUCUCGGCUCUUUCUUUGGUUUCAGCUUUGACAUCUUCAUUGUGCCUCCAUUAAAGUUCCAGUGCUCUCCGGCGCAGUAAACUGUAAUGAUUUUUAUAUGCAACAUUUUCUCCUUGAAACGCCACCGGUUCGACUCAUCUCUCAAUCCUCUAGCCAUCAGAUCAUCUCGUCCAUCGUCUUGAUGAUUUGCAGAUUAUAUUCUUACAGCCCGUACACAACAGCAAAACUCCAGACAGAAAUGGAUCCAGUUUACCAACAUCAAUUUGGUGAACUUUGACUCAGCAAACCGUCUUGAACCAUCCAAUUUUAUGUAAACAAGCUCCUACACUACUCUACAGAGGAGUUGAUGAUACAUAUCCAUUGAAUAAAAUGAGUUAACUUCCUGUUUGGCCAAGAUUUGGAAACUAAGGUUGUGUCCCAAUUCAGGAGCCGCAUCCUCCGGAGGCUGCAUUUGAAGACCGAUGCGUCACAGUGGUGCGACUAGACUGUCGCUUUUCAAAUGCUCCUUUAAACGCAGCUGAGAAAUGCGUCGUCCAUUUCCUGGGCAAUGGGUGGAUCCAAACAACAGCAACAGAGACGCUGAGGGUCACACUGUUAAAUGUCAGUAUUGGGUUUCAGCUCAGAUCAACAGCUAACGGUACAGCUGUUAAAACAAAAAUCCUUCGUAGACCAAACUGUCACAUUUCAGUUCGGUCUUCCAGUUCAUCUACAACGGCUACGAAGGGCCACACCUGCGUAGACCACGCCGUCCGAAGGAGGCAGCCCCUGAAUUUGGACACAGCUUAAGUCACAGCUGUUAGCUUACAAAGUGACAUAUCGUUAAGUAGUUGUUGUGUUACUCAACAUGGGCAGACCGGCACCACUCAGAGACAAGACGAGCAGCAACCAUCACAUCUGACUGUGAGAGGUGGACACACCUGUUGAUGGAGGUAAAAACACCCCCAAACAUACUUGAAUCUUGAAUCUCCUGCUGAACUUUGUAUUUUAAAGACAGAGGUUGAAGUUUUCCAGUUCGUUUCAAUAUGAUCAGAGUUUUCCCGGUGCUGCAUCUAGUGGAUGUUAGAGAAACUGCAGCUGAACGCAGUGAGGCUAGGACGGUACUUUACGUGUCCACGCAGCCGAGAGGGUCCAUGUGACGUAAAUUUCAUUGUUGUGUAGCAACAUUCACCAUAACAAACACACAGAUUAGACAGAAUGGCGUCAACAUUCAUUCUUAACCGGUUUUAGUCAAACCAGAUUGAUAACAGAAACAAAAUCCAAUCUUUUAAAAUAGAAUUUAGUUGAGUAUCAUCUGCAAACAUGAUACCAGAGUAAAAGUAAGCUUAUCUAUGAUUACUGACAAACACAUUUACAACUGAAAAACUUUAGCAGUGAAAAUGUCAAAUGUCCCUGACGCUUUGUUCCUGCUAAUCAGAGGAAAUGUAACCUGACAUUUAAAAAUGUACUCACCUGACAUGUCUAAAUGGUAAUCUGAGAUGUACGUUUGUCUUGACUUUGGUAUCUCGUGUAUCCUGUGUAGGUGUGAUAUAUAAUGUAUCGUCAUAAUAUGCAAUUAUCGCCAUGUAUGCUGUUUGUACUGAGAGACUGGUUGUUGUUUGUGGCACUUUGUCAACCUCACGCUGUCCCACAAGCACCGCCGGUUAUCGACACUGAUGCACUUUGGUCGUCCGUCGUCCCUGCAUGACGCUGGUGUCUGAAACCUGUUUCUUUUUUCAAAGGAAAGACUGAAACUGAACUGACUUUGCCUUGCUUCUUAAAUAUCUUUGAGGACUUUGAGGUUUGGUUCUCUCUAAACUUUACUACCUUCUGCGGUCACAUGUAUGUAACGACCGCUGUCUGUGCAUGAAGAGCACCUCAGUGUUAAAACGGUACAAAAUCUUUAUUAAUAUCGCGUAUGCACUGUUUUGGAGAUUCACAACUUGGAGGAAAAAGCUUGAGAGAAACCUUGUAGUAACCACAGAUAUACAUAUAUUCUUAAUUUGUUCUUCACUUACUGUCAGGAAUGAAAACUGUAUCAGCACAAAGAGUAUUUAUAAAAAAAAAAA
Molecule: messenger RNA, 7440 nt
Organism: Seriola dumerili (greater amberjack)
Lineage: Eukaryota; Metazoa; Chordata; Actinopteri; Carangiformes; Carangidae
Gene: kcnh1b
Product: potassium voltage-gated channel subfamily H member 1-like
Exons: 11
Coding region: 31-2904 (957 amino acids)
Biological process (GO): regulation of membrane potential; potassium ion transmembrane transport
Cellular component (GO): membrane
Molecular function (GO): delayed rectifier potassium channel activity
Source: RefSeq, a predicted model, not a curated record